Trifolium pratense (red clover) is the source of this 1149-nucleotide messenger RNA. RefSeq lists its product as uncharacterized. Bases 1 to 1149 code for a protein of 382 amino acids. NCBI's taxonomy places the organism in Eukaryota, Viridiplantae, Streptophyta, Magnoliopsida, Fabales, Fabaceae. The record is from RefSeq and is a predicted model, not a curated record. The transcript has a single exon.
AUGAACAUUGCAUUGAUUUCGAAGAACAAGGAUAAGUUCAUCGAUGGUAGUUUCCCCAAACCUUCGAUCACCGAUCCUCUCUAUGGUCCAUGGAUUCGCUGCAACACUAUGGUUUUGGCUUGGAUUCAUCGAUCUAUCUCUGAUUCUAUUGCGCGCUCGGUUUUAUGGAUCGAUACGGCUGCCGGAGUUUGGAAAAAUCUCAAAAUUAGGUUUUCGCAAGGAGACAUUUUUCGUAUUUCUGAUAUUCAGGAAGAACUUUAUAAAUUUCGUCAAGGUACUCUUGAUAUUUCUGAUUACUUUACUCAAUUGAAGGUUUUAUGGGAUGAAUUGGAAAAUUAUAGACCCAUUCCUCACUGUAAGUGUUCAAUUGCCUGUACUUGUGGAGCAAUUGAUUCAAUCAACAUUUAUCGUCAACAAGAUUAUGUCAUUAGAUUUCUUAAGGGAUUAAAUGACAAGUUUUCUCAUACCAAAUCUCAAAUAAUGUUGAUGAAUCCUUUACCUGACAUAGAUACUGUUUUCUCUAUGUUAAUUCAACAAGAGAGGGAAAUUGGGAAUUCUGUGAUUGAUUCCAUUGUCAAUGAUGCUCCUGAUAGGAAUUCUUCUAAUGUUCUUUUGGCCAAUUCUUAUUAUGGUAAAUACAAUUCCAAAGGUAAAGGCCAAAAUUCUGGUUCAAAAGGCGGUAAUCGUUUUUGUACAUAUUGCAAAGGCACAAAUCACAUAGUUGAAAAUUGUUGGAUUAAACAUGGUUAUCCUAUUGGCUAUAAGGGUAAAGGAAAGAAUUUGUCUCAAUCAACACAAGUAAACAGUGUUGCAGCACCCAAUGUCAUGGUUCCUAAGUCUUCUCUACAGUUAGAUUCUACUACAUCAUCUACAAAACCACUUUUUGGCUUCACUCAAGAGCAAUAUCAUGGCAUCCUUGGUCUUUUCCAACAAUUACAAUCUCAACCUUCACCUUCUUCUAACUCUGUUUCAACCUCCCCUCUUGUAUUCAAUUCCCAGUCUUCUAAUGGUAAUGGUAAGUGUUCUAAUCUUUGGAUUUUAGACACCGGCGCCACUGAUCAUUUCACUUUUGAUCUUAGUUGUUUUAGCACAUAUCAGAACAUCAUUCCUAUGCCUGUUUCUUUACCAAAUGGAACACAAUUAUCGUAA